GAUCGUAUGAGAUUUCUAUUUCUAUUUAUCUGCGACAGCAUAUGGCACUAGUGAACCGAACUUGUCGCGAUUAACAACGCUUUAGGCUAGUAAGUGUUUCUAAACCGUGCAACAGCCUAUCCGGCUGGGCUAGUCCUGCAGAGCCUUGGACCUUGGUCUAGCAGUUGUUAAUGAAACAGCUCCAGGACUAACCGAAAAGAUAAAAUGAUAAGCGCCGUGGGAACAUCAAUGAGACUAUGAAACUGUUAGCCUAAGUCUGCAGUCACAUCGUUUCAAACCAAUUUCAAAAUAUGUCUGCGGUAGCGACAUUAUCAGCCAACGCCGGUUCAACAUCAGGCUCACGAUCACGUCCUCAGGCUCGCAAGAAACCAAAUGACGAUGCAGCCUACUUUGGAGUUGCAGGGACUAAGAGACAGGCGGCCGACAGGGCAGAGGGAGAGCCACGCGUCAAAAGAAAGAGAGUAGAACACGGCGCGACAGUCAGCAGAAGGGCAGAUAAGUCUGCGGAUAAUGACUUAAAGAGCGCAAUUGACUUCAGAAACAUGCCAACUGCAGGACUUUAUCGUUACCUCUCUCAUUUCAAUCUCAUUCCACCCGUGUACCCAUCACCCUUGACCGCAGCAGAUCCACCAUCUCCCGAUUCUCUCCUUGACCCUGUACGACAGAAUCCGCGAGGCCUUAGUCCAUUCACGAUCUCUACUUCUGGGAACAGGCCAAGGAGAGAUACAAAAGAUCCAAGCCGCCGACGAAGCUCUCGCUUGCUCGAGGAAAACGAGAGCCGCACGCCCAUCUUGGCGGACAUCGCUGAGAUCCAAGCAAUCUUUGCUGCCAUUGCAGAGAGACAUUUCCAGGACCAUGCGGUCAGUGAAAUAGACACGCUCGCAUCAUUCAUGGUAAAAACGUCUACUAAAUAUGAGUAACGCGUCUGCUGUGUAAUGAUUUAUUUUUACUGUGUUUAAUGUUAAUAUACCCGGGACCCCUCAGCAUAAAUGCCUCG
Molecule: messenger RNA, 997 nt
Organism: Suillus plorans
Lineage: Eukaryota; Fungi; Basidiomycota; Agaricomycetes; Boletales; Suillaceae
Exons: 2
Coding region: 291-920 (209 amino acids)
Source: RefSeq, a predicted model, not a curated record